This is a messenger RNA of Striga asiatica, 321 nucleotides long. The record is from the annotation of a GenBank genome assembly. NCBI's taxonomy places the organism in Eukaryota, Viridiplantae, Streptophyta, Magnoliopsida, Lamiales, Orobanchaceae.
AUGGGAAAUGAGACGUUGGACGACACCAGCGGCGAGAAUCACGGCGAUUUCACGGCGGCGGGCGGAGUUGUUCAAUGGCGACACGCAGCGGUGGAGGGUAUCUCUCUUCGGCGCCGGCGGGAUGAUUGUCACAGUGACGGCGGGGAGUUUGACAAUCGAUUUGGCUGUUGUCGGCGCCAACGGGAGGGAUUGUCGCAAGGAGGACUACCGGCGGGGAGUUUGACAAACGAUUUGGCCGUCGUCGGCGCCAGCGGGGGGAUUGUCGCAGUGAGGAGUGCCGGCGUGUGUCGUUCCCGAUGGAUGCGGCGGCUUUGGGUGUAG